GGAGUUAAUGGGAUACUGUACUUUGGAGCAUCAGAAUAUGCACUUGGAUCCAUUGGGUCCAGUUCAUCGUCUUUUCUGCCUGAAAGCAAUUGCAUAAAAGACAGGUAAGAGCCAAGCAAAGAGGGCAGGCACUUUAAAAAAAAAAAAAAAAAAAAGAAAAUGUAUCUUUACCUCUUUUGCCCUUGUUAUAAGGGGCUGUGUCUUCUCGCCUUUGCUUCCUUCUGUCUCUGUCCCUCCUAUCGUCCCUCUCCCGAUCUCUCUCCCGAUCUCUGUCUCUGUGCCGCUCUCGGUCUCUGUCCCGCUCUCUAUCGGACUUGUCAAAUUGACGCUCACCUCUCUCAUCUCCCUCAGCUGAACAUCCAUUCAAGGCAUUAAGAAAAUGAACUCCAAACCUUGAAAAUAUACUUAGUGUUUUUUCUGACCUUUUUGUUUCUUUGCAGCUUUUGUUAUCUGAGCAGAUGGGUCAUUUGGGGAUAGCCAGGCUACCAAAUCUGUCUCCACAUUCCAGUAAUAAGGAAGACCACUAGAGAACAGAGAAAACAUAUUUACCCCUGCCAUUUGUUAUUCUAAAAUGUUACAAUGACUGAAAAUAUGACUGCAGUAGAACCAUAGUCCACCGUCUCACAGUUAAUGAUCAUACAUAUAUUCACUUUAUUAUUGUCCACAAUUCUACAGUGUGUGUUAAAUGGCACAGAUAGACAAAUGUCUGCCAACAUAGCGUUUGUUUUAGCCGUUUGUACCUGUUUAUUCACUUUUAAAUCCUAAAAGUAAUGUUUUGUGGUGAGAACAAUGAUAAAAUAUCAACAGUGUAUUGCAGGAAUCAAGUAUACAUACCAGGCAGGGUCAAAGACUUUAUACCAGUUUGGUGGCAGAUUUUCCACCCUGGUGGCUUCAUAAUCUACAUUGUUGUCAUCAUAAUCUUCAGCAAUAAUCUCCUCAUCUGCCCCUGGAGAAAAAAUGUCAUAUGGCACAGGAAUUAAAUAAAAUUGAACUCGGGGCGUUUCUGUUUUUUCCCACCCAACCUUGCUCUGAUGGUUUCACAAUCCCUCUCUUGGCCAAGCGGGCCAGUAGUGCCGGAGGAAGAGGCAUUCUGCAACAUGGAGGAAACAUUUAUGAGCCAAAGGGUGCGGAUUAAUUUGUCUGUCUGCAUGACAAAUUUAAAUGUAUUGACUCAGAAACUUGACGAAAUACAAAAAAGGAAAAAAAAUAAAGUUAGGCAAACUACUAAAUGCAAGUCACAAUUUCAGCGUAACCACUACAACACAGAGGUAACCACGAAUUCAACAAUGGCAGCGGGCUCACGUUGAAGAAGUUCUCCUCAAAGUGGUAACUGAAACAAUCAGUGAAUAUCAAGUAAUGUCAAAAAGGAAAUUAUAAAUAAUAAUAAUAAGGAACGUAACAAUCACCUUAAAAUAAUCGCCUCUUUGAAUGAGGGGUGCAGAAAUUUCCGAUACGACGUCCAGCAGCGGUACAGGCUGCGCACGUUGAUGACGUAGUAGCAUUGCCAUCUAUUUUUGCCAUCUUAACUUUCUACUUAUUUCAAAAUAACCUUUAUAAGGCACACACAAAUAAACGAUGUUGGUGAUAUCUAAUUAAAUCAAAGUGAUCAUCUAUAACAAAAAAACUGUUAUUUUAGGACAUAGUUUGAACGAGUGAUCGAUUUAUACUCCAGACCACUAGGUGGCAUCUUAAAGCGGCGUGCCAAACUUGCCUACAUGCAUUCAAAAGAAUGAAGUAGAUCGAGCGGCGGAGGAAGAGAUGGUAAUGACAGUGACGUCACACAUUUCUUGGCCAUAACAAAUAUGGAGGAAUAUGCUCGUGAGCCUUGCCCCUGGAGGGUAGUGGAUGACUGUGGAGGUGCCUUCACCAUGGGUGCAAUUGGAGGAGGGGUAUUUCAGGCUAUCAAGGGCUUUCGAAACGCCCCAGCUGGUGUUGCACACAGGCUGAAAGGUAGUGGCAAAGCAGUGAGGAUAAGAGCUCCACAGAUUGGCGGCAGCUUUGCAGUAUGGGGAGGCCUGUUCUCCACAAUUGACUGUGGUUUAGUUCGCCUCAGAGGAAAAGAGGAUCCCUGGAACUCUAUAAGUAGUGGCGCUAUGACAGGGGCCAUACUGGCUGCACGCAGUGGGCCAUUAACCAUGAUGGGCUCCGCCAUGAUGGGAGGAGUUUUGCUCGCACUCAUUGAAGGUUUCGGAAUCCUUCUAACAAGAUACACAGCGCAACAGUUUCAGAAUCCCAUUCCCUUUGCAGAGGAUCCCAGUCAGUUACCUCCAAAGCAUGAUGGUCGGCAGUCAGCACCCAAGGGUCAGUUUCAGUAGAUCAACGGAGGAUAGAUGUUGACAUGACGACACAAGUCCAGCAGGGAAGCACUUGAACUUUGCAGCAGGUACCGACAUGAUGAGAUGGAGGCAGGGUCUUCUACUUUGGUGUGAAAUUGUUGCACUGUGUAUUUACCUCAGGUGAAAAUUACUGUGAAUGUUAAUAACCAAAGAUGUGAUAUUUUUGUAUGACUAGGGAUUGGUUUUAUGCAGCGUUGACAUGAUCAAGAUGAGAUCAUUCAGAAAGGUCAGGGCAUCAGCUAGUUUGACAUUAUGAGAAAUAUUUGAUAUCUGCUUUUUUGCAGGGAUUCAGAUGAACCUUUUGUCGAAAGAGUGGGGAAAGUAGCCGGUUAACUUUCUGUUGAUACGGUUCAUCAAAUAUUUACCAUUUUAAAGUAAUAGUAUUCAUUCAUACAGUUCUGCAUUGCUUGCUGCAACAGACAAGAGCAAAUGUGUCAAAUUGGACCUGAUUGUCUAUAAAUUGCUGAAACUGAGGCAAUAGCGAUCAAACACAAAGCACUUUAAAAAAAAUCCUUCUGUUCUUCUAAAAGGGUAAAAGGUAAUUUAUCAACAUGAUCAUGUGUUUGAUAUGUAGAAUGUUUGUUAUAUUAAUGAAAAUAUUUUGUGUAAGUGGUUAAAAUAAAUAAAGACAUCAAAUGUGCUUUAAAA
This is a messenger RNA of Dunckerocampus dactyliophorus (ringed pipefish), 2984 nucleotides long. It is a transcript of the gene timm17b, whose product is annotated as translocase of inner mitochondrial membrane 17 homolog B (yeast). The transcript is spliced from 6 exons. Gene Ontology annotation, biological process: protein import into mitochondrial matrix. The record is from RefSeq and is a predicted model, not a curated record. Gene Ontology annotation, molecular function: transmembrane protein transporter activity. The coding region runs from base 1803 to 2315 and encodes 170 amino acids. Lineage: Eukaryota; Metazoa; Chordata; Actinopteri; Syngnathiformes; Syngnathidae. Gene Ontology annotation, cellular component: mitochondrial inner membrane; TIM23 mitochondrial import inner membrane translocase complex.